Messenger RNA from Ilex paraguariensis (yerba mate), 243 nucleotides. The record is from the annotation of a GenBank genome assembly. NCBI's taxonomy places the organism in Eukaryota, Viridiplantae, Streptophyta, Magnoliopsida, Aquifoliales, Aquifoliaceae.
AUGCAUGCUCACAGUGUUGAGCUCAAUUGGUUUUUGCCUCCCCGUGGUCUGUGCAACCUGAGGAUGGUCGGAAAAUACAAGCAGAAUCCUUUGAAUGGUCUAAACAUAAAGCCAGCAACCUCAGCACACCAUCUCUCUGGGUUUUCCUUAGUCACAAUAGGGUGUAUCAUUUUGAAUCCCUCUCGGCGGUACGAAUGCAACUCUUGGUCGCUUGGCCUAAUGCCCACUGCUGGUGGUGGUUGA